Messenger RNA from Trachemys scripta elegans, 10402 nucleotides. RefSeq names its product growth arrest specific 7 (gene GAS7). Lineage: Eukaryota; Metazoa; Chordata; Testudines; Emydidae. Gene Ontology annotation, molecular function: actin filament binding. The coding region runs from base 100 to 1512 and encodes 470 amino acids. Gene Ontology annotation, cellular component: plasma membrane; actin filament; cytoplasm. Gene Ontology annotation, biological process: actin filament polymerization; neuron projection morphogenesis. The record is from RefSeq and is a predicted model, not a curated record. The transcript is spliced from 15 exons.
CUCGCCCAGUGACUCCUGCAUCCAGCCAAUAACUUGUGGCCGAGUCAGAGCAGAGCUGUUAGAAAGAGACAGACAGCCUUGAUUAACAGACUCCGAGAGAUGGAGGAUCCACUAGGGCCCUGGCAGAAACCCAGGAAGGUCACUCCUCAGCCAGGAGAAGAUUCUCUGAAUUGCCCUCUGCCUCCCGGCUGGCAGAGCUACAUGUCUCCCCAGGGCCACAGGUACUAUGUGAACACCUUCACCAACGAAACCACGUGGGAACGGCCGAGCAGCGUGCCUGGGACCCCCAGGAGCCCCGGGAGCCAGAAGAGUGCUGUGCCUGCAGAUUCUGCGUUAUGUGAGUGUGCCAUGCAGGCCGCGUCGCUCCAGGGCGGGGGACAGUUUGAGGCUGCAGGAUCAGUUCAGUACUGCAGGAAUUCAGAGCUUGGCCUUGUGGGCAGUACCAUGGGGCGCAGCAGGUUCAGUGGCUCUGGGGGGCUGCACGGGUACAGUGCUUCAGUGGAUGGGCACAGUGCUCAGUUGCUGGACAUAGAGGGUACAGUGGCAGUGGUGAGUCCGGGGUCCCCGCGUGUGCCCAGGAGGCUGGCCAGGGAGAGCUCGAGGACAAUAAACUGUGUGACUUUUCCCCACCCAGACACAAUGCAAGAACAGCAGUUGCUGAAACCCACUGAAUGGAGCUACUGUGAUUAUUUCUGGGCUGAUAAGAAGGAUCCGCAAGGGAACAACACAGUAUCGGGGUUUGAAAUUCUGCUCCAAAAGCAACUCAAGGGGAAACAAAUGCAAAAAGAAAUGGCAGAGUUUGUUCGAGAAAGGAUAAAGAUUGAGGAAGAAUAUGCCAAGAACUUGUCCAAACUGUCUCAGAACUCACUGGCUGCUCAAGAAGAAGGCACCUUAGGCGAGGCCUGGGCCCAGCUGAAGAAAAGUCUGGCGGAUGAGGCAGAGGUUCAUCUCAAAUUUUCCUCUAAGCUCCAGAGUGAGGUGGAGAAACCACUGCUCAACUUCAGAGAGAACUUUAAGAAAGACAUGAAGAAAUAUGACCAUCACAUCGCGGAUUUAAGGAAGCAGCUGGCUAGUCGCUACACAGCAGUAGAAAAGGCCCGGAAAGCCCUGACAGAGAGGCAGAAGGAUCUGGAAAUGAAAACCCAGCAGUUGGAGAUAAAGCUCAGCAACAAGACAGAAGAGGAGAUCAAGAAAGCGAGGCGGAAGUCCACUCAGGCUGGAGAUGACCUGAUGCGUUGUGUGGAUCUUUAUAAUCAAGCCCAAUCCAAGUGGUUUGAAGAAAUGGUGACCAGCACUCUGGAGCUGGAAAGGCUGGAGGUGGAGCGGGUGGAAAUGAUUCGGCAGCACCUUUGCCAGUACACACAGCUGCGGCACGAGACAGACAUGUUCAACCAAAGCACAAUAGAGCCUGUCGAUCAGUUACUUCAAAAAGUGGAGCCUGCCAAAGACAGGGAACUGUGGGUACAAGAACACAAAACUGGAGAUAUCAGACCUGUGGACAUGGAAAUAUAGACUGAUCUGAUUAGUGAUAUGUGAUGGGUUCGCUGGUUUAACCAGGCUAAUGGGUCCUGUAAAGGUUCAGAAGAGGUACAGGACGACAAAAAGGUUGCUCUGCUACCAGAUACCUUGUAUUUAUUGUCUGUAGGGAGUAUCUCUGUCACAUUUGAUCAUCACAUCAGUUCCCAUUGUGCUAUGCCUUAAGCUCCCAACAUUCCAGGGUUAAGAAGCCAGAUGUCUGUUCUUCCUGUCAGAAGUUUCCAGCUGCCAGGGAUGUGCUGCUGCCAGGAGAAACCGAGGUCUUUGCUUCCUGGUACAGAGAGAGCUCUGUUCUUCAGUGACUGUGCACUACACCCAUUGCAUGACUCUCUUUGUGUAGAAUGUAAGAACAGCCAUGCAGCAAGCCUCUGCCAUGGAAGCAGACUAGUGAUUUGACUAUGAUGCUGGAAGCAAGGAGCUCCUGAACAUGGAUCCCAGCACUGCCACUGCUCAGCUGGAUGGCCUUGGGCACAUCACAUAACUUUUCUGGUUCCUCCAUUUAUAAUAAGGGGCUCAUAAUACUUACCUACCUCACAGGGGUGUUGUGAGGGUACAUUGAUUUUGUAUAAUACUUUUUAGCACAACUACCUUGCUACGGUAGUAUGUCUGAGUGCAGGGAGGUACGGGCUUUUCCCCAAAGCAGUAAACAAGGCGAAAGGCUAGGAGAAAACCCCUCAGAGGAAAGACACCUGUUCAAGCCCUUCCUGUUUUAUAAUCCCACUCAGAGACAUAUAGAUCCUCUAUCAUCUCCAUUUCUCUUUGAGGCUAAUAGAAAGUAAGAUUGAAAGGGACCUCUUGCACCAUCUGUUUACCAGGAAGGACUCGGUUGUGCUGUAGCUACCUCAUUAAUUGUCUGGUUGACUUAAGUGACAAAAAGAGGACACCUACCAUGGAAUAAAUUUGAUCUUCAAGUCCAUUCCUGCCUAUAUAGUGUGAUGUCUUACAGUCUCUGCUUUCUGCAGGAUCUUCUAACACUCCCUUUGGGAGGUCAUUUCCCAACCAAAUGGAUCCAAGUUUAAAUUAGCCUUUGUUUAAUUUCCUCGAAAUAACUCCUAGUUUGUAGCCUUUUGGAUGCCCAUGCACUCCCUGUCUCUCCAUCCCUUUCUCGCUUUCCUUGGUGUUUACACCCAUCAGAUGUCUGCAGAUAGUUAGCAGGUCUAUUCUAUUCUAUUCUGUUUAGGUUUUUAUACUGCACUCAUCACUAGUAUCUGAGCUCUUUCCAGCAGUGCAUUAACAAGUGCAGCUACACAUCUGUCACAUGUUGUUUGUUCUCGCAUCCUCCCCCAGAAGGAGAAACAUGCAGUGAAGUGUCUUGUUUUGGUAGUUUUAAAAAAAAUCUUAUUUAUUAAAUAUCCCUGUCUCUACAUGUUUAUAUUGGAGAAGGCAAGGUCAAAGUAAUGUGCCUUGCACUUGGAGCUUGAAAGUGGUGAGGUUAUAAUAGUCAUUACUUCCUGGAGGAGUUCAUUCCACAGUCUUGGACUGGCCCCAAAGAAAAUUCUGUCUCCUGCACAAAUAAGCUUGACUCUUUUGUUGAGUGUUCUACUGUGCCAAAAGAGCGUAGCUAACCAUGGGCUUCAUCUUGGAGCUGUACAUAGUCUUUUUGGGCCCUGACCAUGCAGUGCUUUGAAGAUAAGGACCUAGACCAUGAACUUGAUUUGAAAUUCUAUGGGAAGGUCACAGUGUAGAGCAGGAGGACAGGCUCCCGAUAGCCUGUAUUGCAAAGGGAAGACACUGCAGUGUUUUGCACUAGUUGGAGUUUCCAAACAGCUGAAGGUUUCAUGCCCAGGUAUAUCACAUUGUUGUAGUCCAGCAGUGAUAAAGGCACAAAUAACUGAGGCUAGGUUUUCAUCUGCCAGGAUGGGACAGAGAUUACUCACAGCUGUUGUGAUGAGAGAGGUCAACAUUAGCGAGGAAUCCAUGAGUACUUCUAGACUACAGACUGAAUUGACCAGUUGUGGAUAUGUACCUUCAGCCGAAGAAGACUUCAUUGGGGCUGCAAACUCUUCAAAAUAUUUUCCUCUGCCAAAUAGAUUUUCUAAGGCACCAAGCACGUGCAUAUCUAUCUGACUUUCAGUGUAGUUGAGGGUGCCCAAUACUUUUGAAAAUCAGGCCCUUAACCUGUCCUUAUAAUGUAGCCCCUUGUCCAAUUUUGUUGCUUUUCUCUGAAUUUGUUCCUGUUUCGCACUGUCAGAACUAGGGACAGAAUGCUUACCAAUGCCAUUUGAUAUUUAUAGCUCUUCGAUGUUAUAUAGCUAUGUAAGUUUGACAUUAUCUUUGAAUUACAGUUUUUUCUUGUCUCCAGUAUUAUUCCUGUUGUUAAACUUUGCAGUUAACCCCUUUUUGACAUUGCACAGGACUGCAAGUUCCCUUUUUUAGAUUCAGCAGAAAUCUUGGUUAUGGCUCUUUUGGUCCUGCCACGUGAUCAUCACAUUGGUAACUGGAACAGGUUUGGAGAAGGGCUAUUAGGAUGAUCAGGGGAAUGGAAAGAUGAUUUUAGAGGAAAUUAAAAGAGCUUGGCUUGUUUAGCCCAGCAAAUACCUUCACACUUUCUCCCACACCACCCAAUAUGCAUAGGAGCACCCCGUAAAAACCUGCAAUGCCUUUACACUGUCCUCCUUCAAAUGCCACCUUACAGCUCUCCUCUGCCAUCAUGCCUACAAAGCUAGUGCACCGGCAUGCUGGGACUGUAGCUUAGCACUCUGAUCAGAAUCAUCUCCCUGUUACCGUGAGUUGUUGGGCUUUCUGCUCCUUCGUUGCCUGUGAGAAAGGUGUCAACUCCUGAGGGGUGGGGGAGAGAAUUGCCUGCUUCCUGCAGCAGCCGUGAUUGGCUGCUCUUCCCCAGGAGGCAGACAAAUGGGGCCAGACAGUCAAUCAGAGAGAAGUUUUCCCUAGAUGGUGUUAAAAAUGUGUGCCCCUCAGCCACCUGUCUCACUAUUUAGAAAUGUUAUUUCCUGGAGAUACACCACUGCACAUUCUGAGCACUGGCUAGACUAGAACCCAGUUCGUCUGACUUGCCUUUGCUGCUCUAAUGGGUACAUCACAUUGUGAUGACCUGCCUUUCCUGCUGUUUCUCUGAUCACUCCCCAUCCUCAUCAAUUGUUUGGUUUGAUUAUUAUUACAUUGGUUUUCUGCUUUAGUGAUGUGUCCUUCUGUUACCUUUACUGAGCACUUUAGAUGACAGGCACUGGAAAAGUCAAUAAAAUGUAAGGUAAUGUUUUCAAAAGUACAAUUUCAAAAGUACAAUUUCCAAAAGCCAAAAAACUCUGGCAUUUAGGAACCUAAGUCUUACUGCAGGUAAAUUUGAAAAUGUUGUGUAUUAGCACAACAGUGGCUUUCUUCCAGGCCUCUUGUACUAUCCCAGUUUCCAAGCUUUAGUACAAAUUAAAAUGAAUAAUUUGGAGAACUCUUCAGCCAACUCUUUUAAAACUUUUGCAAGCAAAUGAUCAGUUUUGCAGAUUUUGCAGAUUUUGUGCAACAUUUGUUUUAGUUACUGUUGAAACAGAAAGUGUUUCACCAUAAUUAUAUAAAUAAAUAACUACAUAAUCCAACUUCAUUCCAAAUGCAGGACAUAAAUAUUUAUUGAACACUUCUGCCUUUUCUGCAUCAUUACUGACUAUUUUAGUACUCCAUCUAGUAAUGAAACCUACAUCACUGGACAUAAAUAAAUUAAAAUUAUUCUAACCAUAUUGACCAUAGAUUUUUUGGUAAUACCUUUAGCUUCUCUUAUCAAUUACCUGCAUUUCUUAACUUUAAUUUAUAUUAUUAUCAAUUUCCCCUUUUUUAUUCAUCAUUUUUUUUCCCGUUUCACAUCCCUUCUUAAGCUAGUGAAGGGUUUUAUGGGUAUUUGUUUUUGUUUGCUUUUUAACUGAACAGCCUUUUCUCAUGACUGAAGAAUUGUGGACUUUGGGACAUGUAGUAAAGCAUUCUUAAAUGAGUAACUAUUUUAAUGCAUACAUUUCUAUUUAAGUUUUUUAUUCCCAAUCAGUUUUGCUCAUAAUUAAUUUACCUUUUGGAAACUGGCCCAUUUAAAAUGCUAAGUAUAUAUACAUAUUACUAGUUGGGAUUGUAUUAUUUUUGCUCAUAAAUAUUUCAGGCAGAUCAUGAUAACUAGCACUUUUUAUGUCAGUAAUAAAUUAAUCUUCGAGUCAGAAUGAGGACAGCAAUACUUUUUUGUGUUAGAAAAUUGUCAUGUUUAAUUUAAAGAGACUCCAAAGAAGUUUUACUGUUGGAACUAGAAGAUCUCCAGUUUAUGAUUUGUGUAUUUGUUUCCACAUAAAGGACAAUUAGUGAGAAUUUCCCAGCAUUUCUCAGGAUGCUCUUUGUCACAUGCCUUGUUUUUCACCCCAGAGGUGAUAUACUGUUCUUUUAGCUAAAUCUGAAACAAAUGCAGGUAUUCUGAGCCACAUCCCUCAGCGGUGGGUCCCCAGCCUCUUGUAUCCAGCUGACUGUCAGUCUUGGGUUUUCAGUAGCCACUCUUCUCAGCUUGUUUGUCCUCUAGCUCACUAAGGGUGGAAUAUUUAUUACCAUUGUCUAGGUUGAAUGGCUUUGUAUGCUCCUCUUCAUUUCUCCCACAUUGUUCAAUCUCAUUCACAUCUUCUCCCUCCAUAGCCUCAGACACUUCCUUUCCCCUCACAACUGCAGCGUAAUCUACCCAUUUUAACUUCUUGAUGUUGUCAGCAAACUGAGCUUGUCUGAGUCCUUCACAUUCUACCACAGGAUGCAAAACAGUUUGCAUGUCACACACACGUAGCCUUUUCGGUCUUCAUACACCAGCCUGCCAUGUAUUUUUGGGCAGCCAUUUAUUGAUGUAUCUUACUUAAAACAAACCAUCUUUUUAAGGCCUAUCUUUCUCACUCUUUGAAUUCCUUCUGGAACCAACCCAUUUGCUGUUUCCAGUUCAUUGCUAGGUGGAUGUGCUAAGCCCUGGCUUUAACAAAGAAGUCAGAUCUGCCUCUUCAGUGACUGACAAGCCCCCUGCUGUUCUCGCAGAUGAAGAGCUACCAAACAAGGCUGCUGAAAGAUUCCCAACCUGCUCUAAAAGCUCUCAGCUCCAUAGCCAGCAUUUCUGUGCAGCCACUCAGCGCUCAGGUUGCUGUAAGCCUGCGAGAACUCACCCUUAGGAACACUGGAUCGGUGAUUGUGACAGCCUGAGAGCUCUGGAGGCUGCAUUUUUCAAGACAAGUGAGUUAUUCUAAAAAAGUCAUGAAGUCAUGGAACAAAAUCCUAUUAAAAUAGCUGUUUUCUCCUACCAAAGUAAUUUUCUCAUAUACAACUUUGCCUGAGUGCACAUCUGGAGCAGCUUCCCUGGAACAGCUGUAACUUUGUUUGCAAUGAGCACUAGAAGCAAACCUUCUCCAUUGCAGCGUAUAAAAGAGGAAAAUGUUUGCUUGCUCAUGGGGUUAUUAUCUUAUUGUGUUUCACUUUGCUGUGCAGUUUCACACUGCUUUGUUGCUGCUUUCAAUUUGCAUGUUUCCUACACAACAGUGUUACCGGUGUGCUUAACUAUUCUCUGGCAGAAAGUUACAUUCCCAACACCCUAUUUUAACAAUGUAUCCGAUAUUUUCAAUGGGAAUUCUGACUAAAGCUUUUAGAGAAGGUUAGGUCAAUGGAUUCAAACCAGCACUAGUAAUAACUGCUCAGACUGAGAAGGGUACUACCCAACCUCUGCAUUUCAUCAAGGUUUUAAAAAAUGGGUAAAUUGGACUCCUUGGUCCACAUAUAGAAAUACAUGGCCUGCUCUCCAGAAGUGCUGAGCAUUUACAACUCUCUUGGAAGUAAAUGGGAGGUAAUAGGCAAAGAGAAUCUUUGGAAAUCAAACUACUGAUCUAGGUGCCUAAAUAAGGACUUGGUCCUAAUUAAGGCUUCCAUUUCAAUAAAAAAUUGUGAUCUUUCAAGUCACCAGCAGAUGUCUUCCCACCCCAGUACAAAAACACCAGUUCUGCUACUAAUUAUGAAUGAAAUUGUGGCCAAAACAAUGCUGUAAAGAAUUCAAACUGUACAAGAUCCAUAAUGUACCCAUAGAGAAAUACCCUACUGUUGUUCCAGCUCCUUUUCACCAUGGCAUGUGAACUGGCUUGCCUGAUACUCAGUAAUAUAGUGAUUCCCUGGUCACUUCUCAAGGGUUCAUCAGGAUACUGAUGUAUGGCAACACUCAAGUCAUGUCCAAAGAUUUCCCAGGUUCCUGGGAGGGCGUUGAUGUCCAGAAUCACACCAGGCCACCACAUGACUCAGGGUCCCACAUACACAAACCCCACCCCAGGCAUCCUCCAAGACUUGGGAGCACAUGCAUUCUUUCUCUGACAUAAUGAGGACACGUUCUUUUUCAUUUGCAUGUCUUUUCUUUGGGGAUUUCUUCUGCACACCUGCUAUCUGUGCAAUGGUCAUUACAUCAUGUUUUAAAGUAGAUCUUAUCCAUAAAGGUAUGUGAUUUCUGUUUCUGAAUGCUCAGCUCCUAAUUGUUAUUUUAGACACAUUUCCACCAGAGCUUUAUCUGUUUCCAAGCAUCUUGUUCUUCAGUUUAGAUUUUCAGAUGUCACUGUCAUGUUUAUAUUGCACUAAUGUUCAGAACAAGAUGUCAUGCUUCUUGGAUACAUUUCUAAAAGUGACUGGUGCUCAAACUAUGCUUCAAGCUCCAGUGGUUGGAAGUGCAAUUACUCCUUUUUGGGCUAUACACCAUAGACUCCACUAAUCCUUCCAAGUCUGUUCACCAAUGGGACCAACACUUGGCAUAGUUUGAUUUCUAAUUUUUAAUCCCAUGCACUCCACAAGGCAGAAUCCUUUUGUGCCUGUCUAAAGAUAUGAUUCUAAUAUGCGUACAUUACUAAAGUCUUGUAAAGACCUUUUAAAUAACAUUUCAGGUCAAUAGCAUAAGAAACAGAGAAAAUAUUUACUCGGAUUUGAAACAGAGAUGUGCAAAUAUAAAUUCCCUCAACUUAUAUUAAGUUGGACUAUUUUUAAAAUAUGGUAUGAAAGACAAACUCAGUAGGAAUGCAGACAAAGCCUACCAGUUACUAUGUUCAGAUUCCCUGAGCUUCCAGGAAUACAAUUUGAGCAAAUUGGUUUCAUUUCUGCAGAUUUCUUAGGUAACUGAACAAUGGUUUGAACCUCAACUGCAAUUCCAAAAAAAUACAAUUAGUAACUCCCCCAAAUUCUAAGUGCCUCUUUCAAUUGUACCUGCUACAGUUACACAAGUAUAAAAAUGCAUAGACCCACCUCAUGAACUUCCACAGCUCAGGAGCAGCCAGUGUACAGACCUCGGCAGCUUUCUCAGUUCCCUUUUGAUGCUCCCAUACUGUCACUCAGUGCAGACCCAAACCCAUUUGAUGUUACCUCACUGAUUAUUAAUGUCAAGUAUGGACAUCAGAAAUGCUUGCCACUGAAAUUGAGGGGAUAGCAAACUCUAGUCAUGCUAUAGAGAAGGCCCAUCCACUGCCUCUUCGUCUUGCACCAGCCUCUGCUUCCUUCUCUGCUGCUCUUUGUUGGGUCUAUUCCUUGUUUUGGGAGGGAUCCGAUGAGCUUUCUAGUGCACAUUCAUUUCAGUGGAAGUUGAGGUCAUUCAGCAUUUCACAUGAUCAGGAGCUUUGUCACACUUGCCUUGGAAGGGUAGAGUCCUUCAUGCCACUCAAAGAGAAAUGACCCUCUCCUAAAGGGCAUUCAGAACAACCUCCUACGCUAAUCUUCCAACAAAGGAGCCUUCUAUACAGGGGUGCCAUUGAAACAAGCUGCAAACGUCACAUAAUGGGUCUGAAUAAAGGCCACACUGGACCCAAGCAAAUGCUGUUUUCUGAUGAGGUCCCUGUAAAUGAGGACUCGUCCCUCUGGGGCUGUCACUGUGGCAAAGUGACUCAGCAUGGGAGUGGGGUCACCAUGUGUAUUGGCUGAGGACUAGGACUGGCGUUUGAAGAGUAUUUCUUGGGGUACUCAGGUUUGCAAGACGUCACUGUCUAGUCAUUUGGAUUUAGGAAGGUUUGUCCUGAGACUUGCCACUCCUUCAGAGUAAUGGGUACUAGGGCUGCGAUUUUUAAAGCUGCCUUGGGGGUUUGCCCAAUUUCCAUUCACUUGGUCAUACACAGAGAGAACAGCAUCUAAGAGCAACAGUAUCAGUCUGUUCUGGACAGAGCAAGUGGCAAUAUCAGACAAAUGGAAUCUCCUCUUUUUAAAUUGCUUUCUUUGUUUCAACAGUCCAAAAGAAGGUGGGAAAUGCAGUGAGUAGUUUUGCAGACAGUUUAACUGCAGUUGUUCAAAAGCAGAUCAGAUCAGUGGUGAGCCAUGUUCUAAAGCAGUUUUCUAAUCAAAUGAAGUUGCCUAUAUGGUCCUUUUGCUAAAUACUGACUAAAUUUUUAAAGUAACAAUUGUCUUUUGCCAGUACUAAUGACCUCUUUUUUAAAUGUGUUUAAUCAAAAUUUUAUAUCUUUCCACAAAUAUUGUCUGAAUAGACCCUUAAAUAACUUAUGUAACAUAAGAUCUGUAUCUGAAUAACAAUAGUAAAUCUUUGAUCAGUGUGUAAAUUGUAAUGUGGUCAUUGUCCCAUAAAAACAUAUGAUGGAAUCAUUUUGGCUGAAGAAUUGAAUGCUCAAGAGGUUUAAGGACCUUAGCUGGGUUAAUUGGCAUAGCUCCACUGAAGUUAAUAGGGCGGUGCUGAUUUACACCAGCUGUGGAUCUGGUUCUUAAGUGUUGAAAGCAUUUGCUAUACAUAAUUUUUCUGUCUUGCAAAAAGUUUAACUGUAUUUUCCUGCAUUAUUCAUGAGCGUGUAUGCACCUCAGUGCUUCAUCUCAUCCUUUGUAAAAUAAAUUGUACAGAGAUACAUCGGCUGACCGUGGUGUUAUAUUUACCAAAUUGUUGUUUUAAAUUAAAAGCACACUGUCA